GCUCAAAAAAAAAAUAAAAUACUUGAGGAUAAAUAAUCUCGCAUCGAUCUCUCGUCGCCUCCAAAAUCCUUUUCUCCUCCAAUCAAAGAAAAAUUAGGGUUCUCAUCUCCUUACCCUCCCUCUUCUGAUCCUCUCUGUAUCCACCAAUCAACGAUGACGGGAAAGGCGAAGCCGAAGAAGCACACGGCGAAGGAGCUCCAGGCGAAAGCCGACGCAGCGUUGACCAACAGAGGAGGAGGAAAAGCGGGGUUAGCGGACAGAACCGGUAAGGAGAAAGGAGGACACGCGAAGUACGAGUGUCCACACUGCAAGAUCACGGCGCCGGAUCUGAAGACGAUGCAGAUCCAUCACGAAUCGAAGCAUCCUAAGUUGCCUUACGAGGAGCCGAGGAAUCUCCACGAGUCUCUCUCUGCUCCUGCUGAGUCGUCUAAACCUAAACCUGGGAUUAGAGGAAGCCUCAAGAAGUGAUUGUGUGAUUGUUUGUGUUGAAAUUAAUGUAAUAAAAAGAUGAUGUCGUAUGCAAGUUGUUGAUGUGAGGAGUAUAGCGAUGAUGCUAUUAUAUGAAAUUAACUGAGAUCUUCUGAUGAUGUUAUCUCUUAUAAAACUUGUGUUUUUAACUAAUGGCUUAUUGUUUUCAUUAUCUGGUUGAAUUUAGUGCAAUUAGGUUUGGAUUUGGUACUGGAUUUU
Molecule: messenger RNA, 687 nt
Organism: Eruca vesicaria subsp. sativa (arugula)
Lineage: Eukaryota; Viridiplantae; Streptophyta; Magnoliopsida; Brassicales; Brassicaceae
Source: the annotation of a GenBank genome assembly